GUAUCAGAGAGCCCUUUACGUUGCUCCAUUUGCUCUCGUGGUCCUGGUGAGAUACCUUGGCUUCGAUGGGUGUACAACAAACAAAGCAAGUUGAGACGCCCGGUGGGCGGGCGCUGCAUGGACUGCAACAAGAUGGUCCAAUCGGCGCUGGAGCGGAAGGUCUUCGGCCCUGACGUGUGCACGGCCAACACUGUGUGGAAACACAAAGGCCUGCGAAGCAGAGCGGCCAGCUACCGAGACGAGUGGUGCCGGAUGUCGCCGGCGGAGCGCUUGCGUGCGCACAUGGGCGCAGUGGGACAGCAGGCUGUGCAGCUUGUUGAGACUGACGAGGCCGUCCUCACGACGACGCCGUAUGACCUGCUGCCGCUCGAAGAGCCGUUGCAAGACAAG
Durusdinium trenchii is the source of this 390-nucleotide messenger RNA. The record is from the annotation of a GenBank genome assembly. NCBI's taxonomy places the organism in Eukaryota, Dinophyceae, Suessiales, Symbiodiniaceae.